This is a messenger RNA of Rhodamnia argentea, 1934 nucleotides long. Its product is annotated as (-)-germacrene D synthase-like. The coding region runs from base 94 to 1797 and encodes 567 amino acids. The record is from RefSeq and is a predicted model, not a curated record. Lineage: Eukaryota; Viridiplantae; Streptophyta; Magnoliopsida; Myrtales; Myrtaceae. Gene Ontology annotation, molecular function: terpene synthase activity; magnesium ion binding. Gene Ontology annotation, biological process: diterpenoid biosynthetic process. The transcript is spliced from 7 exons.
UGUUUCGAUACGCAGAUAAAACCUCUCCUUGCUCUUCCAAUCGUGCAUUGGUCCGACAUCCGCAACCGAAACAUAAAGGAAAAGAGAGAGAAGAUGGCGCAAGUUUCAGCGAUUCCACCUUCUUCUCCGAGUAAAGGAACGGGCCACGCGGUCGGACGUCGGUCGGCCGGUUAUCAUCCGAGCAUAUGGGGGGAUUACUUUCUUAAAUACGCUUCUCCCUCCAACUCGGUGAAGUUCAAAUUCCUUGGAACCGUGGAGGGACAAAUUGAGGAACCGAAAGGAGAGGUCGGGAAGAUGCUGGCUGGUAUCGUGGAUAAGCCUUUACAAAAGCUUCACUUGAUUGAUCAAAUCCAACGCCCGGGAAUUGAGUACCAUUUCGAGUGUGAAGUAAAUGAGCAAUUAGAACAGAUCCACAAAAGUUACUCUCGGCUUUAUCGUGAAGAUUUUAAGGUAGAUGACCUUCACAUGGUCGCUCUUAUCUUUCGAUUGCUGCGACAACAAGGUUACUACGUCCCAUCGGAGGUCUUUAACAAAUUCAAGGAUAGUGAAGGCAACUUCAGAGAAUCGCUCAUCACCGAUGUACGGGGAUUGCUAAGCCUAUAUGAAGCUUGCCAUCUAAGGUGUCAUGGCGAUUCUAUCUUGGACGAAGCACUUCCUUUUGCUAUAACUCAUCUUGAAUCGAUCGAUAAAAGCAAAGUGAGCACUAUUCUCGCGAAACAAGUGAGUCAUGCCCUAAAGCAGCCGCUUCACAAGGGAUUUCCAAGGCUCGAGGCGAGGCAUUACAUUCCACUCUACCAAGAAGAGCCUUCACAUGACGAAGUCUUGCUCGCCUUGGCUAAACUAGAUUUCAACUUACUACAAGAGCAACACCAGAAGGAACUUGGCAAGAUUACUAGGUGGUGGAAGGAUAUAGAUGUUCCGAGGAAGUUCCCCUUCGCUAGAGACAGGAUUGUGGAGUUGUUCUUCUGGACCUUGGGAGUAUAUUUCGAGCCGGAGUUCGCGAUGGCCGGAGAGAUACUAACCAAAGUGAUCUCCAUGACUUCCAUUCUCGACGAUAUCUACGACGUCUAUGGCGCGCCGGAAGAACUUGCCCUCCUCACCGAAGCAAUCCAGAAGUGGGACGUUGAUGCCAUGGAUGGAUUACCGGAGUACAUGCAAGCUUAUUACAAGGAGCUCCUCCAUGUCUAUGAAUACAUUGGGAAUGAAGUGGCCGCAAAAGGGAGAUCGUACCGCCACGUCUACGCGAAAGAAGUCAUGAAGAAGCUCGCGAGGGCGUACUUCCAGGAAGCCAAAUGGUUCCAUAACAAUUACAUACCGACACUGGAGGAGUACAUGCCCCUUCAACUAAUAACCUCUGGCUACGGCAUGUCGACGACGACAUCGCUCGUGGGAAUGGGCGAUGUGGUCACCGAACAUGCUUUUGAAUGGUCGGUUGGCGACUGCAAGAUUGUGAAGGCUACACAAACCGUCGGUAGGCUCAUGGACGACAUUUCCUCUCACCAGUUUGAGCGGGAGAGGGGGCAUGUCGUAUCUGCGGUGGAGCUGCUCAUGAAAUACCGCAGCCUCUCGGAGCGGGAAGCCGAGGAGGAACUCCAGAAAGGAGUCAUCGACGCGUGGAAGGACAUGAAUGAAGAGUUCCUUCGUCCGACAGCGGUCCCGGCCCCGAUCCUCACCCGAGCGCUCAAUUUGUCGCGGGUGGCGGAUGUGAUAUACACCGAUGGAGAUAAUUACACCCAUUCUAGAACCAAGCUCAAAGAUAUUGUGACAUCGCUCUUCGUCGCUCCCUUGCCGAUGUGAAAUUUGGACCAAACGUUGUCACACCUAUUUGGUCGUCGUACAUGAAUAGUCUAUCGAUUAUGCCUUGGAAAUCCUAGUUUUCCCCCGUAUGUAUGAGGCAAAAUAUCAUCCCUUGUAUGCAUACUUUCAGACAGAUG